UCACUGGCUUCCGGGCCACCAAUGAAAACGCCCUUUGGGCAGGGCCUCGCGAACAUAUUGGUUGUCCUACCGGCGCGACUAGCGGUGAUUGGACAGCCUGAAAAGAGACGAUUGCGGCCUUAGCCUCCGAGUAACCGGUACGCGACUGUGGGUGGUCAUGGCUGGUCAGGACAUGCGGGAAGAGCUGGACUCGCUGCUUCUGCAGCUACUCAGGGACCUGGAGGAGCUGGAGGCGAAGCGGGUGGCGCUGAACACCCGGGUGGAGGAGGGCUGGCUGUCGCUUGCCAAGGCUCGCUACGCCAUGGGUUCCAAGUCCGUGGGGCCCCUGCAGUAUGCCUCUCGCAUGGAACCUCGGGUCUGCGUGCGAGCCAGCGAGGACCAGGACAGACUCCAGACAUUCAAGGUGGUGAGAGCUGACGCCCAGACUCCAGAGGACGUAGGGCCCCGAGAGGCAGGAAAAAAACUUCUAAUUCCAGUGAAUCAUUCCCAGGAUAAAGAACAGGGGAUUGGACAGUCUGUGUCAGAUCUUCUGGCAUGUUCAGGCAAAAUGGUGCUGCGCAGGCGAAAGGGCCCCAACAACUCUCCAGAGCCAGAGCUCUCUGCAGCCCCACAGGAUCCCCUGAACUGGUUUGGAAUCCUGGUUCCUCACAGUCUUCGACAGGCCCAAGCCAGCUUUCAGGAUGGCCUUCAGCUAGCUGCAGAUAUAGCCAGUCUCCAGACCCGCAUUGACUGGGCUCAAAGGCAGUUCCGGGGGCUACAGGAGAAGCUCCGGCGGCUGGAGUCUGGUGCUGCCUGACUUGUUCCAAAGAGGCAGACACUGAGCACUGCUGUUCUAGAUGUGGCUGCCUUAUUUCAGGCCUUCUUCACAGACAGCCCCUCCUCCUCCUACCUCUGCCCCACUUACUGCCUUUCCUUAAGAUGUUUCCUACUGCACGUUUCUAACUUCAUAAGGUAUGAAGUUUGAACAGGCCAGCUGAAGAAUGUUGAAAGCCACUUCUGGAAAGCCCCUUCCAUGCCUGAGUUCUCAUAGGACCUACCCCCCAGGGAAGAGGUAAAGGGCUGUUCAUGUAAGCCAGCAGUUGAACAGCCUCAGGUCAGUGAGCUGUGGUAUUGUUUCCAGAGGAUGAAACACUGUGAACAGUGGCAAGAAAGGACAAGAAGGAAUGCUUCAGGGUCACCAGACCAUCAGAACUAACAUGGAUGGGGGAAAAGACCAUGCACAAUUGAUAUAUCAGGACAAUAUGAUUCUAGUCAGUAAAAAUACAGCUAGUGGUGUGGUGGUACACACCUGCAGCCCCAGCUACUUGGAAAAAGCUAAGUUGGGAGAAUCACUUGAGAGCUCCAGUGAGGAAUCAGCUUGGGUAGCAGUGGAAUCCUAUAUCAAAACAGUAAAACAAAGAACCAAACAAAACCCCUGAAUAUAUGGGCAGCCCUUGACUUCUAAACAAGGAAAUAAAAGAAGAUAUGACUUACAUUUUCAAGGAAGAAGGGACCUUUCAGAUUUAUAAAACCUUCCUUUAUCUUUUCUGGAGUUUAUCUUUCUCUCCAUUUGUUGAAGAGCCAGUUAUGUUCCUGCUCUGGGAACUCCUUGUUUGGCUUUUGUACUGGGUUGUUACCUUUGUAGAAGUUUCUGGCAGCUCUUUCUGUUUGGUAGGUAUUCUGUAAUCCUUUUUGUUCAUAAUAAGAUGUAAGUAGUUGUUCUGCUUGUCUUUUACCUUUGUUUUUAGUGUUUAAAAAUUUUUCUAUAUCACAAAACCAUUACAUCAAACUGUCGAGUAACUGAAUAGCAAUGUGAAAGCUUAUGUUUUUAAAUCAGUUUUUAAAGAUGCUAUAUGUUUGGAUUGGGGGUUAUAAUUAAUGUGAUGAAAAGGGAUUAUCAUUUCCCUCAUGAACAUCUGGGUUUUUUUUGUGGGGGGGUACUGGGGAUUAAACUCAGGACCUUGCACUUGUGAGACAGGCAGCACCACUGAGCUAAAUAAAUACCCAACCCUCAUCUGUGCUUUCA
Fukomys damarensis (Damara mole-rat) is the source of this 2005-nucleotide messenger RNA. It is a transcript of the gene Vma22, whose product is annotated as coiled-coil domain containing 115. The transcript is spliced from 6 exons. Gene Ontology annotation, biological process: vacuolar proton-transporting V-type ATPase complex assembly. The record is from RefSeq and is a predicted model, not a curated record. The coding region runs from base 158 to 796 and encodes 212 amino acids. Lineage: Eukaryota; Metazoa; Chordata; Mammalia; Rodentia; Bathyergidae. Gene Ontology annotation, cellular component: extrinsic component of endoplasmic reticulum membrane.